Scheffersomyces amazonensis is the source of this 618-nucleotide messenger RNA. RefSeq lists its product as uncharacterized. Lineage: Eukaryota; Fungi; Ascomycota; Pichiomycetes; Serinales; Debaryomycetaceae. The record is from RefSeq and is a predicted model, not a curated record. The transcript has a single exon. Bases 1 to 618 code for a protein of 205 amino acids.
AUGGAUUCCAGUACGACUACAUCAAGUGACUACAGUUCGCAACAGAUAAUGUUUAAUUAUGCUAAUGAAUGUGAUCUUGAGAUUCAUUGUUCACCAUUUGGAUUAAGUGGAUUAUAUAUUAGAAUAAAUGGUACUAAUUUAAUGGGGAUUGGUUCAACUAUGGGAUUAAUUACGGGAUCAACAAAGGGUCUUAUUCAUUAUAAUGAUUCAAAUGAUUUCAUUGAUCAAAAGUAUAAAUUAUAUGUUAUUGUUGAUGAUGAAGGGAUGUUAAGAAUUGAUUUUACUAAGAUAUUCAAAUUGCAGAGGGAAGGUGGCUCAUCAAAUGCGAAUGCUAGUAAGACAAAGAAAAUAAAAGAUCAAAAGGAUGAAGAUACAAACGAGACUAGUAAGAAAAUUGACGAAGAUAGUAAUGCUGCUAGUCUGCUGGAAAAGGGUGAUAAUAGUGAUAGGGCGCAAGACGAUGAUGUUGAUCUUGAUAAAGGGGUAGAUGGUAAAGAGAGUGAUGAAGACAAGUAUGAAGAAGAAGAAGUACCCACCUUAAUUUUUAGAGGUAAAUGCCCUGAAGGUAGACCUGAUCAUAUUGAACCAUUUAUCGGUAUAUUUUCUUUUGAGAGGUAG